This is a messenger RNA of Dibothriocephalus latus, 231 nucleotides long. The record is from the annotation of a GenBank genome assembly. NCBI's taxonomy places the organism in Eukaryota, Metazoa, Platyhelminthes, Cestoda, Diphyllobothriidea, Diphyllobothriidae.
AUGGCAAACAAUGGUGUCUGCCAUUCAGUGGUCCCAGACGAGUACGCGGCCCUGCAACAUGUAGUCAAGUGGCUCUCCUUUGUGCCCUACGAACGUGGCGGCCGUUUGCCCAUUCUUCGAAGACCCCUUCCCCCGGCCAUUCUCAAUCAGGUCGCCUCCCCCUCCUCCUCCUCCGCUGGGACGCUCACGGCGUCCAGUCCACCGGAAUCCAACCCGGACAGUGACCCUGCA